Molecule: messenger RNA, 2931 nt
Organism: Ornithorhynchus anatinus (platypus)
Lineage: Eukaryota; Metazoa; Chordata; Mammalia; Monotremata; Ornithorhynchidae
Gene: DMRTA1
Product: DMRT like family A1
Exons: 2
Coding region: 180-1601 (473 amino acids)
Biological process (GO): regulation of transcription by RNA polymerase II; sex differentiation
Cellular component (GO): nucleus
Molecular function (GO): DNA-binding transcription factor activity, RNA polymerase II-specific; RNA polymerase II cis-regulatory region sequence-specific DNA binding; protein binding
Source: RefSeq, a predicted model, not a curated record
ACCCGUUGCUACUCUUCCUCGGGACGGGAUGGCAUCGACUCUCCUCCCCCAAGGCAGCCAGGGCGGCCAGGGCGAAAAGCAGCGUCGGCGUUCAGCGUGAAGUUUGGCAUCGCUCUUCUCUGGGCUUCAGCCUCGCUCGGCCAGCUCCGGGGCUUGUCCUCCCGACCCCCAUCCCCGGCAUGGAAGCAGCGAGCAAGAGCGGCGGUGGGAGCAGCGGGAGAGCCCUCUUGCCCCCGGGGCCGGUGGCUCCCGUGCCCCCGCCACCUCCGUCGUCCGCGCUGCCACUGCCCCCUUCCUUUCUCCAGCCGCCGAGCCUGCUUUUGAGGGCGGCGGCUGCCGCCGCUUCCCCAGACAGCGGAUGCCCCUCGGCGGUGCGGCCGGAGCGCGGAGCCGCGGCUGUCGGGGCCCCGCGGACCCCCAAGUGCGCCCGCUGCCGCAACCACGGCGUGGUGUCCGCGCUCAAGGGCCACAAGCGCUUCUGCCGCUGGCGGGACUGCGCCUGUGCCAAGUGCACGCUGAUCGCCGAGCGCCAGCGAGUCAUGGCCGCGCAGGUGGCGCUCCGCCGGCAGCAGGCGCAAGAGGAGAGCGAAGCCCGGGGGCUGCACAGGCUCCUGUACCCCGGGAUCGGGGCAGGGGGGGCGGCGGCGGCCGGCGGCCGAGCCCCCAGCGCGGAACCCAGGCGCCCCACGGCAGCUGGAGGACCAGAGGUCAGCAGGGCACUGCCCACUUUCGAAGCCAGCAACCUAGGUGACCAAGAGGAGAAAAGAAGAGGCGAGUUGGCCAAAGUUGACUCAUGCUAUAGUGGGUUAGAAGAUCCAGGAGCCACAUCACAUCAGUAUUCCUUGAGGUCUUCACCAGAGUACAAUGGAAAUCAUGAAGACAAGCCAUCUGGUUCAGAAAACUCAGACAAGGAGGAACUUGCUCAGUCUCCUAGCCUUCAGUCAGAAAGGGCUGAAAGUCCUAGAUUACUGGCAUCUUCUGCUAUGGAAUCAGGAAAUGAAAAUGAAUGGCUCAAGGACUUUGCUGCCUCUAGAUCUAGCCUUCUCAGGGUUUCUUCAAGACGGAGAGAUCCACUUGACAUUCUGACUAAGGUUUUCCCGAGUCAUAGGCGCAGCAGGCUGGAAAACAUUCUGCAGUUUUGCAAAGGAGAUGUGGUCCAAGCCAUAGAACAGAUCCUAAAUGGGAAAGAACCAAAGCAAGAUACCAAAGACCUGGAAAGGUCCCCUGGAUCAGAACUCACAGUCUUACAAAGAUCUUCCAGUUUUAGCCUAUCUGGGAUAGGUAUAGGAACCAUAGGGAAUAAGUCAGCUUUUUCUCCUCUGCAAACCAGUUCCACUCCAUUUGGAAAUGAUUCCAACCUGUACCGUUUAAAUCCUAGGCUAGGGAUCAAUCCUCUAAGACUGGCCUAUUCCUCUCCAGGGAGGGCACUACCUGGCUUUAUGUCCCCAUACCUAACAUCUGGGUUAUUUUCCACUUUGCCAUUCCAGCCAGCUCUGGAUUAUUCCUUCUCAGGAAUGAUCAGAGGUACUUCGUAUUUUCCCAGCAAAACCUUGAUGACCAACAGUGGCCUUUAUUCCAGCCUGGAUCAGGAAAACCAAUAGUGCUUUAUAAGAGUUCUUUCUUUGGAACAGGUCCAGGAAUGGAUAAAUCACAUCACUCAACUAACAUGUUUGACUUUCAACUGGUUUUGUAGGAGUACCUUGAUCCAGUCCUUCUAUCCAUAUUUUUUCAAUGGAUAAAAGAAAAUGACAUGUGACUUAAAAUGACACUAUCAUGGAAUGGCAUUUUACUGAGGCGUGAUAUUUGAGUUUAGUCCCCAUAAUAACUAUUUGAAGCUUGUAUUUUCCUUGCCAAAAAUAUCUUCAGUAAGAACCUACUAUCCACCCCCAACAGACAUGCUCCUGUGUGAUAGUGCUCACGUACACACGCACGAACACAGAUUUGUAAAGCUGGAAUUUAUUUUGUAUCCAGAUAGUUUUUUAAUGAUGUCUCUACAUACUUUUGAUUUAGGGUUCCCAUUUGUCCUAUAUUGGACUAAAAUUGAGUUGAAUAAUUGUACAGGUACUUUUAAUGCUUUUUUUCCCCUUUCUCUUAUUUUUUUUUCCAAGAGAUAAAUUUAAUUUGUUUGCAAACGUAUACUAUGGCUCAGAUUAAAUAUGUCGGGCUUUAUUCAUACCUUCCAUUUUGGAUAAAAGGUGGUUAUUUUGGAUGAAUUUUUAUGAUGUUCUCAUUAAACUGCAUUCCAAAUGAAGCUAGAACUAAAGGUGAAUGACAAGACCACCAUCUUCUGGUCGUUAUCUCUAAUUACAAUUUGAUUCUGGUACAAUACAGGUGUUUUAAAAGACAAAGGAAAAACAUACCAGAAUUAAGUUUCAGUUGAUGUUUAAAAAAUGUCCUUUAUGAAAGAAUAGUUUCAUAUCAUUUAAUCUGUCCCAUGGUCCAAUUUGUUUUAGAAGUAUUUACUCUCCCUACUCUAGGAUCAUUCAGUCCUAGAUUGUGUGAGUGCACAUUUUUUUGUACCCGAUGUAAUAGAAUACUUUAGGGUUUAGAUUACAAAAGCAAAACAGACUGUAUUCAGGAAAUUAAAUAUAAUUACUUAGAAUAGUUUUUCUUGAACAUUUGAUAGCUGACAACCACAGAUAGUGGAGAUGCACAAACAUGCAGAAAAGAAAUGAAAACAACAGUUUUAGAACACUUGAGGUUUUCUUCAUAUUGAAUUUGUUUCAUGAACUGAAAUGGAUGUUUCUAUUAAAGUUUUUCAAUGACUUUCUUUUAGCUCAUGAGAUGCAUAUUUUGAAGAGAAAUUUUGUUGGCAAGUUUCAGAUACAUUUUUAGAUUACCUGUUAAAUGCAGAUUUUUAAAUAUAAUCACAUCCAAUAAGCUGUUUUUAUUUUAAUAACUUUCAAUAAAGGAGAAAAUAAGGAAUAGAAA